AUGACAUUGACAAAAAGGGGGAAAAGGAAAUAACUGAGCGCUUAAUUUAUGUUGGUCACAUGGUGAACGAGAUCCAAGAUGUCUGCGACCAUGUUACCAAAGACUCUUGCAGUUAAAUCAUUUCUUUCAAAAAUAAGUGGUGUCAUUCCAAUCCUUCAUAACUCAUUUCGGCAUGCACUUUUUGUCUCAGGAAACAGCUGCACACCCUGCUCGAAGCACUUUCACACUUCAAGGCCAGCCAGUGGUUUGUGGGAUUUCUUUGAUCAUAAAGACAACUGGGGGAAGAGGGAAGUACCUGUUGGGCGUCCAUACAAGAAGGAUGAAUUGAGGAUUAAAGGAAAUGAAGAUUUACAUAAACUAUGGUAUGUACUGCUGAAAGAAUACAAUAUGCUCCUCACAAUGGAACACGAGUAUGUAAGAAGAACCGAGGUUUUGCCCUCUCCAGAAAGGCUAGAAAAGGUGGAGGAAAGCCUGGAUAACCUGUGGGAAGUGGUCAGAGAACGCAAUGAGGCCCUUCUACAACUGACCACAGGGGAGGGUUACCCUGACCGCCGCUACCUGACCAAGGAUGUCUUGGGGCGGCCACGCUGGAAGCAGCCACGCGAGCACCACGUGCCGUGGUUCAUGUCUAAGAUGCUGCACGAGUUGAAGUUUACGUCUGGCAUGUGGACCAGGCCAUUCAGAAGGUUGGAGAUGGAACAGAAAUCUAGACAGAGAAUAAAAGCUGAAAGAAGACAGCUAGGUGCAGAAAAGAAACUGGCUGCUCGUUUUGGGCAAAAGAAAGAUUUUAGAAUGAAGGGACACGGUUAAAUAGUCGCCAAAUGAUUAAGAAGGGAAUUGGUACAUGUUAGGGGCUCAAUGACACUAUGGAUAUUUUAUAUACAAAAAGAAAAUAAUGUGAUUGAUAGCUUGUAUUUGAGAAAAU
Lingula anatina is the source of this 925-nucleotide messenger RNA. RefSeq names its product large ribosomal subunit protein uL29m. Gene Ontology annotation, cellular component: mitochondrial large ribosomal subunit; mitochondrial ribosome. Gene Ontology annotation, biological process: mitochondrial translation. The record is from RefSeq and is a predicted model, not a curated record. Lineage: Eukaryota; Metazoa; Brachiopoda; Lingulata; Lingulida; Lingulidae. Gene Ontology annotation, molecular function: structural constituent of ribosome.